UGAUUUUUCGGGACCCACUUUUCGUCACUACAUAACAUCUUGACCGCCCAUCAAGGAUCGAUCGCAGACACACGUGGGACGUGAUCAACGACUUCUGAGUCUUUCAAAUCCCAAACUAUGCUGACUUACCAAAAAGAAUCAAUCUGUGCUGCUGUUCAUGGGAUGGGAUCUCUGACUGCAACAUGAUUAAAAAACAAUAGUCCAGCAAAUUUGCUCAGGGUAACAGAAAUGCACCAGUUAUGGUAGCUGGUGCAGGUGCAUAUUUUCAUUGAGGUUUCGAGGUGGAGUUUUCAGGUAUUCCAGGCUGAAUAACUGGUAAAAACUGUUUGGAAUGGAGUUGUCGUUGAUCUCUGGAGUGCGGAAUCCAUCUCUGCUUUCGUUUACUUCUUCUUGCUCAUCUGUGGGUAGAGGUGUCAGUUUCGAUUCGAAGUUGAGUGAGGUGCAUGUGAGGAAGAAGAGAAGCUUCGAUGGUGUUAGGGUCUCGGGUCUGUGCGUGAGGGCCUCGGGGGAGGGGAGUAGUAGUGAUAGGAUUGAUGCGUCACGGGAGGGAGAAAGCAGAGGAUUUGCAGGGCCUACCAUGGAGGUCACGACCUUUAAUCAGAGAUUUGAAGAAGCAGAUUUCGCGGUUUGGGACAAAUUGGGUGCUGUUGUGAGGCUCAGCUAUGGAAUUGGCAUAUACAGUGCAAUGGCUCUAGCAGGAAGAUUCAUCUGCUCAAUCACUGGAAUUGAUUGUACUGGAGGUUUUCAUCCAUCACUAGAUGCCAUUUUAGAAGGACUUGGCUAUGCGGCUCCUCCAAUUAUGGCUCUUCUCUUUAUACUAGAUGAUGAAGUUGUAAAAUUAUCACCUCAUGCUCGUGCCAUCAGAGACGUGGAGGAUGAGGAGUUACGGAGCUUCUUUUAUGGGAUGUCACCAUGGCAGUUUAUACUCAUUGUUGCCGCAAGCUCAGUGGGGGAGGAGCUUUUCUACCGUGCUGCUGUUCAGGGAGCACUGGCUGACAUUUUCCUAAGGAGCACUGACCUGGUAACAGAUGCUCGAGGAAUUGCAUCUUUGACUGGUGUUCUUCCUCCAUUUGUUCCAUUUGCCCAAGCAUUUGCAGCUGUGAUUACGGCUGCACUUACAGGAUCACUGUAUUAUGUUGCUGCUUCCCCUAAAGAUCCUACUUAUGUAGUAGCACCAGUUUUACGAUCUCACUCUCAUCGUGAAGAUCUGAAAAAGCUCUUUGCAGCAUGGUAUGAAAGGAGGCAAAUGAAAAAGAUCUACUCCCCCCUCCUGGAAGGUAUUUUGGCCCUCUACCUUGGGUUUGAAUGGAUCCAGACAAAUAACAUUCUAGCUCCCAUAAUCACACAUGGAAUAUACUCUGCGGUCAUAUUGGGUCAUGGCCUUUGGAAGAUUCAUGAUCAUAGGCGAAGACUGCGUCAGAGAAUCCAACAGAUUAGAUUAGAAGGAAGGAAUUCAGACAAGUUUUAAAAGCUAGGGACUAGGCAAUAUAACAAGGCACUUCCCCCUUCAAGUUGAGACGACUGAGAGGAGACUUUGGCUGCUAAGGAGGAAUUUUGUACAUUGUUUGCAGAGCCUGAUUAUUGUUCAUAUGGAUGUAAAAUGAAACACAUUGUAAACGAGCACUAUACCAUUUUGGAAAUCUUGAUAUGUUAACAAAAUGGUAUACCAGUUAUAGAAGGGCUGAUGGGGACAUUGAAUCCCUUGUUCAUAAUCUGUCAUUUUCUUUCUUUUUUUUUUAAUUUUUUUAUCAGGAACUGAUAAGCUAGGAAUCUAGCACCUUGUUUGUCAGCUCUUUAUCUUAAAAAUUGAGCACAUUUUGGCA
Messenger RNA from Nelumbo nucifera (sacred lotus), 1823 nucleotides. RefSeq lists its product as uncharacterized. The record is from RefSeq and is a predicted model, not a curated record. Gene Ontology annotation, biological process: CAAX-box protein processing. Gene Ontology annotation, molecular function: metalloendopeptidase activity. NCBI's taxonomy places the organism in Eukaryota, Viridiplantae, Streptophyta, Magnoliopsida, Proteales, Nelumbonaceae. Gene Ontology annotation, cellular component: membrane.